AUGGCGGCAGAAAAUAUUUGUGCUGAUGUGCGACUAGACGAUUUCACAGUCGAAUUAAAACCAGAAGACAUCCCUGGUGCUUCUGUUAAUGACAAAGAUAUCGGAAAGUUAAAUAUUAAUCAACUGAAAUUCUGGCUAAAGUGUCGUAGGGUGAAACAGGGCGGGAAUAAAAAGGAGCUUUUUGGAAGGUAAGCGUACUGCGUUCACACGUGAUGAUGAUCGCUAUGAUCAGUAUGAUGAUUGGGCAAUGGUUGUGUUCGCACAAUACAUUUUGCUUGACUAGUACUCGCUUUUUAGUGUGUGCAAUCUCAAUGUUAUGCCUUUGACCCUGAUCCAAACAAAGCAUUCACUAGGCUAAGCUAGCCAAACUCAGGGAAAACGGCAUAAAUUGUUCAAAUGCGGAAGUGGAAAACGAUGCUCCUGCCAGUUUGGGGAAGUUUCCUUCGGAUGACAGUGCUUUCAACAAAGACUUCUCCAUACUACCAGUAUUUGUUCCAACAGAUACCCUAGACCAUACUCAAAAGUGCGGGAAGUCAACCAAAAAAUCUGUUGAUGGUGACGCUAUUGCUGAGAUGUCAAGUUCGAAAGGACUUCGAAUGGUUUCAUUUGUGCACGAUAUGGAAGUUAGCAGAGCUGGCGAAGGAGAUGUUGUUUAUCUUAGAGCUUUAUGUUGGGCAUCUUAUAGAAAAUGUGUCAAGUACAAAGUUCGAAUGAUUGUAAACCCACGAGGAAGUCCAAAAAUCGUAGCAGCAGAGUGUGACAAAAUUUGUCCUGCUGGACGAAGUGGAUGUUGUUGCCAUGUGAUGGCUGUAAUCUGGAAGUUAGAUGAAAUGUCCAGAAAUAGCAAAUUGCAAAAGCCUACACAGGAUUAUCGUGCAUGUACUUCCAAACCUAGGAAGUGGGGUAUCCCUGGUAGGAGAGAAGUAGAGCAUGAAGCUGUGAUGGCUUCUAAGCUUGUCAAGCCAAGACAUAUUUUAGAUACACCUGGCAGAAAGAGGAGAG
Paramuricea clavata is the source of this 1002-nucleotide messenger RNA. Lineage: Eukaryota; Metazoa; Cnidaria; Anthozoa; Malacalcyonacea; Plexauridae. The record is from the annotation of a GenBank genome assembly.